Molecule: messenger RNA, 9385 nt
Organism: Lingula anatina
Lineage: Eukaryota; Metazoa; Brachiopoda; Lingulata; Lingulida; Lingulidae
Biological process (GO): cell-matrix adhesion
Molecular function (GO): calcium ion binding
Source: RefSeq, a predicted model, not a curated record
ACUGCUGUGGUUACGAUACGGACUUGUUUGUAUUGACAGGUGACUUAUGGUCUACUUUUAGAAAUGAAAUCUUAAAAGCAAAUUCUGCGAAAAGGUAGACCUGUUGUUGAAAGUUUAUGAGCUCCAAGAUGGAGGACUUCUAGAAGAGGGAGAAUUUCACGACGGUUUUAAAGAUCAAUUUCAAAUUCCACAUGACAAGUAAAAUGCACUGGAACUGUUCACACCUCUAAGGUCUCGGAGGGAAUUUGAUAUUACACGGUUUUUACAGUGGUAGCUCAAUUUUCCCCAAGAUGGCGAAGAUGAAGGUCUGCGUCCUCUUCCUGCUUGUCCUGGCGGGACUAUCUGUUAACAUAACGGGCCAAACAACGACCUGGGAUUAUCAAAGUUCUAGUGAAGCUGUAUCUGACUACACACCUUUUGCAAGUGAAGAAACAUCAUACCCAUAUUUGGCAAGCAGCUCAAUGCCAGCAUAUGCGGAGUCAGUAGAUGAUUCAGCGCCGGAAUAUUCCUUCCAAAGCAAUUUGAUGCCGGCAUAUUCGGAGUCAGUAGAUGAUUCAGCGCCUUACUACUCCUUCCAAAGCAGUUUGAUGCCGGCAUAUUCGGAGUCUGUAGAUAAUACAGCGUCGAACAUGCAUUACUCCUUCCCAAGCAGUUCCAUACCAGCAUACUCGGAGUCUGCAGCUUAUUCAGCACCUUACUCCUACAUCCAAAGUAGCUCGAUGGAAGCAUAUCCGUCGUCUUCAGGUUAUUCAGCGCCGUCCUCCUCCAUUGCCAGUAGCUACAUCCAAGCAUAUCCAUCGUCCUUCUCCAUUUUCAGCAGCUACGUGCAAGGAUAUCCAUCUUCCUCCUUCAUUUCCAGCAGCUUCAUGCAAGGAUAUCAAUCGUCCUCCUCCAUUUCCAGCAGCUACAUUCAAGCAUAUCCAUCGUCCUCCUCCAUUUCCAGCAGCUACAUGCAAGCAUAUCCAGCGUCGUCCUCCAUUUCCAGCAGCUCAAUGGCAGCACAGUCGUCGUCUGCGACAUAUCCAGCGGCGUCCUCCUUCAUUCCUAGCAGCUCGAUGGCAGCACAGUCGUCGUCUGCGACAUAUCCAGCGUCGUCCUCCUUCAUUCCUAGCAGCUCGAUGGCAGCACAGUCGUCGUCUGCGAUAUAUUCAGCGGCGUCUUCCUUCAUUCCUAGCAGCUCGAUGACAGCACAGUCGUCGUCUGCGAUAUAUUCAACGGCGUCCUCCUUCAUUCCUAGCAGCUCGAUGACAGCACAGUCGUCGUCUGCGAUAUAUUCAACGGCGUCCUCCUUCAUUCCUAGCAGCUCGAUGACAGCACAGUCGUCGUCUGCGACAUAUUCAGCGUCGUCCUCUUUCAUUCCUAGCAGCUCGAUGACAGCACAGUCGUCGUCUGCGAUAUAUUCAGCGGCGUCCUCCUUCAUUCCUAGCAGCUCGAUGGCAGCACAGUCGUCGUCUGCGACAUAUUCAGCGUCGUCCUCCUUCAUUCCUAGCAGCUCGAUGACAGCACAGUCGUCGUCUGCGAUAUAUUCAGCGUCGUCCUCCUUCAUUCCUAGCAGCUCGAUGACAGCACAGUCGUCGUCUGCGAUAUAUUCAGCGUCGUCCUCCUUCAUUCCUAGCAGCUCGAUGACAGCACAGUCGUCGUCUGCGAUAUAUUCAGCGUCGUCCUCCUUCAUUCCUAGCAGCUCGAUGACAGCACAGUCGUCGUCUGCGAUAUAUUCAGCGUCGUCCUCCUUCAUUCCUAGCAGCUCGAUGACAGCACAGUCGUCGUCUGCGAUAUAUUCAGCGUCGUCCUCCUUCAUUCCUAGCAGCUCGAUGACAGCACAGUCGUCGUCUGCGAUAUAUUCAGCGUCGUCCUCCUUCAUUCCUAGCAGCUCGAUGACAGCACAGUCGUCGUCUGCGAUAUAUUCAGCGUCGUCCUCCUUCAUUCCUAGCAGCUCGAUGACAGCACAGUCGUCGUCUGCGAUAUAUUCAGCGUCGUCCUCCUUCAUUCCUAGCAGCUCGAUGACAGCACAGUCGUCGUCUGCGAUAUAUUCAGCGUCGUCCUCCUUCAUUCCUAGCAGCUCGAUGACAGCACAGUCGUCGUCUGCGAUAUAUUCAGCGUCGUCCUCCUUCAUUCCUAGCAGCUCGAUGACAGCACAGUCGUCGUCUGCGAUAUAUUCAGCGUCGUCCUCCUUCAUUCCUAGCAGCUCGAUGACAGCACAGUCGUCGUCUGCGACAUAUCCAGCGUCGUCCUCCUUCAUUCCCAGCAGCUCGAUGGCAGCACAGUCGUCGUCUGCGAUAUAUUCAGCGGCGUCCUCCUUCAUUCCUAGCAGCUUGACGUCAUCAUACUCGGCGCCUGCGAGCAGUUCAGCUGCACACUACUCUUUGUCAGGCAGUUCGACAUCUUCAUAUUCGAUGUCGUCAAGCAGUGUGACAGCAGUGGCCAGGACUUCGUCUGGAGCAAAUCUGGCAUCAUCAUCCUCAAGCAUUGCAGCGCAAAGCUCUACCACACCGGCCUCUUCUAGUUCGCUUUUCAGUUCCUCAUCCGUGGUUGAGACGACCACUGCGACUGUCUCAGCUGCCUCAUCGCCAGAGAACCAAUGGUGGAACGACGCACGGCUAUACCCCUUUGGUGAGAACGCUGGAGACAGCACUACAGAAGAGGAGUUGCCGGGCCAGCUUUCGUGGUCUUGGUGGAGUUGGUGGUACUAUGACUAUGUCUGUCUCAGGGUUAACCUACUUAAGGCAGGGUUUCCCUUCUUUAACGGGAGGCACUACAAGAUUCAUAUUUGCAACAAUGGCGUCCUACAGUUCAACUAUGGAUGGAAAUUCAGCUGGCCGUGGACGUUUGGCACACGUUACUGGAUGGACCGCUAUGCUCUGAUUGCACCGUUUUGGGGCCGCAGUGACGCCACUUUAUUUACACGGUGGAAUGUGAAUAGGAACAAGACGCUUGUGUAUUAUCACGUGUAUGAGAUGAAUGACGAGAAGGCUGGAACAGAAGCCAUCAUUGAUCGAGCUUUGUCCGAUAUUGAAAAUUCAAACCAAAACCCGUCGCCAGGAGAAUUCACCCCCACCUGGGUAAUGGUGGUCACGUGGACCAACCUCCCGCCUUACGUGAGCUACUGCGCCUACUGGAACUGGUACUACUACUAUUAUUAUUAUUACUGGAAUUAUAAUAACCCGUGCAGUGACAGGGUACAGAAUAUGCAGGUGAAUAACUUCCAAGCCGUCCUGAUGACUGACGGCCAGUUUUCCUUUGUCAAAUUCAUAUAUCCGGACAUAAACUGGUUUUACGAAGAUUACACCAAGGCCAUCUUUGAAAAAUUUGUGUCCUCCUCCAUACGGUACGGGAUGCCAGUGGCGGGAUAUAGCGCCGGGGACGGAAGUGAUUACCGCCAGAACACCUACUACAAUAUGCCAGCUUCCGGGAAAAGUGUCAUGGCGGACUUGGACACUAAUAAGGGAAAUACUGGUGAGGCAGGCACCUGGCUGAUUCGCCUGGAGGAAAACAGUGGCGAGGGAACCGCCAUUUUGCAGUGUUAUCGGUGGACGAAGAAAGAGUCUAGACGUUACUUCCGGAAACUCAGUAGGGCUAACUUGCGUCCGUGCCCAUGCAAUAUCAGGCAGGCUUGGUGGGACCGACGGUUUCGUUUCAACUGGUGGAACAGUCAGGACUAUAACGGUAAUCGAAUAUGCUACCGAUCGACUUUCCGGAGAAGAAAUUUGAGACGGAGGUGCUGUUACUCAACUGACUGGUUGUUUUCAAAUGACUGGGGCGCUCUCCUGGUUGGUAGUCCAAAUGGAGGGCACGUGGUGGAUGAAACAAACACAGCUUCAGAGGAAUACGGGUAUCAGAAAUGCUGCGUGGAGAGCACCUUUAUGUGCCAACUUUUCUACGUUCUUCUACCAUCCAACGACUGCGAGGGAUACAGGCCGCCACGACGAAGGAUAUUCUGGGGAGACCCUCACCUCGUUACUUUGGACGGUCUGAACUACACCUUUAACGGCCUGGGAGAGUUUACAUUACUGGAACUCGAUAGCGGAGAGAUGCAAGUACAGGCACGGACGAGAAGGGUUUCGGAAACCUCAACUGCUACUAUCUUCUCUGGAGUUGCGAUGCAAGUGGUCAACCAGACUGUUAUUCAGGUCAACUUAGUGAACGGGACAGAGGACGAACUGGAGGUUUUCAUUAACUGUUCUAUGAUUGAUAUUGGAAACUUCACCAACGACACCAGCACACAUUCCUCGCUGCCUGAUACCGUGCUUCUCUCACGCCCAGAGAAUAAUUCGUUCCAAGUGACGUAUGAAAACGGAAUAACCGUAUCUGCGAAAGCUGUUAAGGGUGCAUUAUCCAUAAACUUUGACGUCCCUGAAACAUUUGAAAAUCUCACCAAGGGCCUGAUGGGCGUGUUUAACAGCGACAAAAGUGAUGACCUCACGCCUAGCAACGGUGCACCAAUACCUGAGACGUCAUCAGAAGGUGAUAUAUACCACCAGUUUGGAAUGACAUGGAUGGUUACGAACGAAACGACCAUAUUCUGCUACCAGGCUGGCGAGAGCUACGAGAUCUACAACUUUCCUGACUUUACACCCAUGUUCACUGACAACAUAACGUUCGCUAAUGCUACUCUCCAAGCGGCAGCUGAAGCCCUCUGUGGAUCUGAUAUGUCAUGCCUCUUUGAUAUAGCCCAAACCGGAGACCUCAGUUUUGGUGCAGUAACUCUCAGCGAGAAAAUUGCCAGUGAAAAAGCUUCGUCCGAAUUAGACAAUUUCCCGCCAAAAAUCACCGGGCCAAGAUCGCACAAGGUCCAGCGUGGUGUAUUCACCACCAUAACAACCAACGUGUCAGACGCAAAUGGUGACACAAUCACAUGCCAGCUCGAGACAAAUGGUUCUACUUCUGCCAACCUAUCGCAAGUUUCUGGCGACGAAUUUAACGUUGGCAUUCUCAUCAGCUCUUACUCCGAGGAGUUAAAUUUAAAGUUGAUAGCAAAGGACCCAAAUGACGCCAGAAGCACUUACCAGCCAGUGAUAGAAUACUGUCCUUGUGAAAAUGGUGGCACUUGCGCAUCACUCACAGCUACCGAACUGGAAGAAGCGUCUUCAUACUUCAUCGUCAUGGAAUGCACUUGUCCCGACAGUUACACUGGAACGUACUGUGAAAGUGAUAUCGACGCAUGCGCAGAGAACGCAGAGCCCUGUUAUCCCGGGGUUCGUUGUCAAAAUGACCCCCCACCACGCAAUAUAACUGGGUACACGUGUGGGCCUUGUCCUGAAGGGUAUUCUGGGGACGGGCAAACAUGCGACGAUAUAAACGAAUGCGUGAAUGGCAGUAGCUGUGAGCACAUCUGCGUCAACAUUCCGGGAUCAUACGCUUGCUCUUGUUACACGGGCUAUCAGUUGGCCACUGGAGGGCGUUGCGACGAUGUAAAUGAAUGUGUCCCAGCCAGUGACUGCUCUCAGACCUGUAUUAACACGCAGGGUUCCUACACCUGUGGGUGUGACACCGCCUUCUCCCUCCAGGCUGACGGCAAAACUUGUGCUCCGACCACGGCUUGCACCACUAAUAUCGGCUGUGAUCUGGUGAAUGGCUGGUGUUACGUAGAUUCGAACAAAACCAAUCAGUGUAGUUGUAAGAAAGGCUACACUCUUACUGGAGGAACCCAAUGUAACGAUGAGGACGAGUGUUCUACCGGCGCGAACAGAUGUAACCAGCAGUGUGUGAAUACUGUGGGCUCCUACAACUGCUCUUGUAACGGAGGCUACACCAUGUCAUCUGAUGGCUACACCUGCAAAGACAUAGAUGAAUGUAACCAGCUAGACUCAGUGUGUAAUUCCACACAGUCCUGUGUAAACAGUCCUGGUGGAUAUAACUGUACCUGUCCUACAGGCACCGUGGAUAUCGGGGGCCAGUGUAAACAGUUGGCUGAUGAUGUCAUGCCUGCCGCCGAGGAGACCAGGACUCCAAGCACAGCCGAGAGGGAAAACGCUGUUAAAAUGUCCGCCCUGAUGGCUUUAUUAGACUACACGGUUGCCGUGGAUACGGCGGUUGCCACGACGAUAGCUUCCGCAGCAACUACAUACUGCUCUGGAGGGAACUGUACUUUGAUCACUGGAACGACGACAACACGAAGAAGGAGGUCCACCUCUACCCCUACCUUUAGCUACAACUUCGUCCUGCGUGUGCCAGGUUACCCAGCAACAUCUAGCGAUGUCCCCACCUACAUAGAUCUGGCCUAUUACGUGCUCACAGCCACCGGGAACAUACUGCCUGCCGCAGAUUUGGUUGCCGUCAUGCAGGGCGCGCAGACAGAUCUUCAGAUCGCUCUAGGCAAUGUCAGUAUAACACAGCUUGGGUUUCUGGUGGUACCCGUCACUUCCAACGCCACAAACGCCACGACGUCGGUUGUCAUCUCGAUUUCAUACAACGUGGAGUCAACGUACUGGACAUGGGGAGUGGCUAUUGGUGGAAGCGUGCUGCUGAUUAUCAUUAUUGUCGUCAUCGCUGUUUGUGUCAGGAGAUAUUAUGCAUCAAAAUCUAUGGUUGUGAGCACAAGUCCUGAGCCGGAAGAAGAUAACGGGAUUGAGGCCACCCACCGGAAAGUGCCCCCACCGUACCCCAUGGUAAGCGGUGCUGCUAUCCCCGUAGCCUAUAAGGGCAGACGACCGUCACACCCCAAUGCCUUGGUGAUCGAGAGUGACGUAGAUAACUUGGACGAUUUCCAGGAUGACGACGAUUAUGACCAAAGGGAGCGUGACGACAGAGCAGGGCAACGCCAGAAUGGGCGAGAUUAUGACGACAGACGAAACAGAGGUCCAAUAGGUCGCGAUGAUUACUACGAUGAUGAUUACGAUGGCUACUAUUACGAUGAUCGGAGAGGCAGGGAUCCUCGCGACCGCGAUGACAGGAGAGAUUACAAUAGUCAUAGACGCUACGAUAGUCCUAGGCGGCACGACAGUCCGAGGCGAUACGACGAUAGGAGGCGCUACGACGACAGGAGAGACUAUGAUGACCGCCGAGACUACGACAGAGGGCGCUACGACGACCGCAGAGACUACGAUGAUCGCCGAGACUACGAUAGAGGGCGCUACGGCGACAGGAGAGACUAUGAUGACCGCCGAGACUACGACAGAGGGCGCUACGACGACCGCAGAGACUACGAUGAUCGCCGAGACCACGAUAGAGGGCGCUACGGCGACCGCAGAGACUACGAUGAUCGCCGAGACUACGAUAGAGGGCGCUAUUCACCACCACGUGGUGGUCGUGAGGUGGCCCCGCCUCAUGUCGUUAAGAAAGACAAAUAUGGAAGACCAAUACAGGAGAGCACAGGAGCUGUCGGGAAUAAAACCCGUAAACCUUCAUCUCCGCCACGCAACGCUUGGGGGAACGGUGCCAAACGAACACCGCCACCUGCUUAUGACAUUUAGUUCAGCAAUCAAAAAGGAAAAUUGCGAAUAAGGGCUGAACCUGGGCUAUGGCCAUGCUUCUGAUUAUAAAGACUAUUGAAUGGAAUGUAAUUAUACGGCACGUACUGGGUAUACUCUUGAAGAUGAAGUAUUUACGAAGUUCUGUGGCUCAAGCUAUCAUUCCAACAGCUGCAUAUUAUAUGGAAAAAUGCGAACGCACGCCGUGAGGCCAGCGAUGCCUUAAAAAUGGAACGUGCCAAAAUAUUAUCAUGAAUUGACGUUUUUGCAUGCGUGUCAUUUGAUAAAGAAUGACGGUGACGAUGAACAAUGGAUAGAGGAUAGAAGAGAAUUAUUGACAUUGACGUCGAUUUUACUUCUGUGAUACAGUCUCUGUUUAGGCCUGGCUUAUGCCAGAUUUGAAUUUGAAGUACGUGGUAUAUAAUUAUGCGUACGGAAUACCCAUUGGUUCUAAUGUGGUAAAUGUAAACUUUACACCACAUGAAUGUUAAUCCAAUAUGCCAUAUGAAAUAAUAUUUUUGAAAAUAUUUAUCCAAGCAAAAUGUGAUUGAAUUAAAGCUAGAAUGAGCUUUUGUUUGUUUGUGUGUAUUUGUAAAUGUAGUUUUGUGUGUAUUUGUAAAUGUAGUUAAAACAAGGUAAAGUGUGUAUCAUAAUUAUAGAUAACGAUAGAUAAUGUUCGUGGCUUGUGAGGUUGGCCCUUUCUAGCUACCAUGAUUUUCACGGAGGCGACAGAAUCGAUUUGUGGCGUACAAACCUUUGUUACCAAGUCAUAUGUAAAUUAUGUUAGUCAAACUUUUCUAAAUUGUUAUUUUUCCGUUGUUGAGGAAACAAAUUUCAAUAGUCAUGAUACUUUGAUUGCGCAGCUAGAUGCUGCCGUACAUCUCUCCAGCCUUGACCUUUCCUAAUUAUCAGCUCGUUUCUUACUAAAAGACGCGAGAAUGUUUCAGUUAGUCUUAUUAGUGCAUUAUUGAAAAAUAUUUUUAAUUUAUAAAUUUUGUUAUUAGUUAUUGUGAUUUGAUAUUUGCAUUAUAAUAAAUGUGUACUUGUUCGACGUGCCACUCUUUGAUGCCAUAUGUAUAGUAAUAUACCAUUACGAAACUUUGCAUUCGCCAAACUUGAUUGAUUUCCCUCACCUAGUGUUAAAACCAAACUACUGGUACGUAAGGUAUAAGGUGAGAAUCGUGAAAAAAAGCAUUAAGUAAAAGAAUCAAGAAACAAUCUAUAUGAAUCCGUGCAGUCCGGUCAGAAUAUUUGCAUAAGGACGUCAUCACUUAGUUGAUUUCUGGUGGAGAAUAAGUUGUAAGGAGAGACCGCAAAGAGCCACUAUUUUGAACAAUAUUUCUUAUAUUUUGAGACGCUGUGGUAAUACUACAACACCUCUGAGAUAAUAAGUAUACAUUGUAGUGGCAGUAUAUAUAUUCAGUCAAGUUGAACGGAGUUUUGAGUGAUACAUAAUUUGAUAUUGAUAUUAAUAGUUGAAGUUAAAAUUUUGGAUCUAUAAUUGUUAUUCCAUCCAAUAGAACAUAUUGUCUUUAUUACGUUACACGUGUUGUAGCUAUAUACCAACGAAGAAUAUGUUAUGACUCCGUCCGCAAUUUUUUUUUUUCGUUGCUAUUAAUUAAGACAUAUUUGGAAAUUUUAUAUAUCAGUUAACUGUAUUAUACUCGGAAAUGGAUAUUUGCAUGGUUUUUAUUAUUUUACUAUACAUAAAUCCGUUUUGUGUGUUUUGAUGCAGUAGUGCUUUUUGCUGUGUUAAACAGAUUUGAUGAAAUGGAUAAUUUCUCCCGUGUACAUGGACUUUUGUCAACCCGAGGGAGAAAAUUCAAAUAUGUCGGAAAGGCAAAGUAAUUCAAUCCUAGAAUGUUUUAAAACUUUACAUUGUUAUAUAAGUUCUCAAGGAACAAAUGAGCUUUUUUCUGCAAUUUUCUUUUUAUUUCAUUAUACAAUAAAAUGUCACUUUCUAAACUACGUUUUUUCUU